Molecule: messenger RNA, 2370 nt
Organism: Gossypium arboreum
Lineage: Eukaryota; Viridiplantae; Streptophyta; Magnoliopsida; Malvales; Malvaceae
Product: L-type lectin-domain containing receptor kinase IV.1-like
Exons: 1
Coding region: 228-2255 (675 amino acids)
Biological process (GO): protein phosphorylation
Cellular component (GO): plasma membrane
Molecular function (GO): protein kinase activity; ATP binding; carbohydrate binding
Source: RefSeq, a predicted model, not a curated record
CGCGCGGGGCUAAUUUGCGUGUGGAUCAUGGCGUUGACACUAUAGUCUCCCAUGUCCUUGUUCUAUUUUGAUGUGUGACUGACUGUGAUUUAACAGCUAAACUAAAUAUCAAGCUUGCUUUGUGAAUGUUAUAUCAUAAUGUUAUAUAUAUAUAUUGAUGCGUGACUGACAGUGCUCAAUUUCUGGUUCUUCAUGAUAUACAGAUUCUGUGAACUUCCAUACUGAUCAUGGACGUGUGUUUCAGUUUCAGAUUAGCAAUUGUUCAGCUAUCCCUUAUGAUAAGCUUAGCAGGCAGCGAUGAUGUUGAAUUCAUCUACAAUGGCUUCCGAUCAGCCAAUCUAACCCUUAAUGGCAUCGCACAGCUCACUUCCACUGGGCUCCUAAAGCUCACCAAUGAAACCAAGAGAAGCACAGGCCAAGCUUUCUACCCUUACCAUAUAAACUUCAAGAACUCAACCAAUAGUUCCGUUUCUUCCUUCUCUACCACCUUUGUGUUCGCUAUUCUUUCCAAAUACCAUGGUUUAAGCAGUAACGGAAUGGCUUUCGUGAUUUCACCCUGCAGGAACUUCUCCGGAGCAGGUGGAAGCCAGUAUCUCGGACUCUUCAACAAGUCCAGUAACGGAAAAGCUACAAACCACAUUGUUGCUGUAGAACUCGACACAGUACAAAGUACCGACUUGAAUGACAUCAAUGAGAAUCACGUUGGGAUUGAUAUUAAUGGGUUAAUUUCUGAAAAAGCUUUUCCUGCUGGAUAUUACGAGGAUGGCAAUGGCAGACGUCAGUUUAGAAACCUGAGUCUGAUCAGCGGGCAAAGGUUACAAGUUUGGGUGGAAUACGAUGGUGUAGGUAAGCGAAUGGAUGUUACUUUAGCUCCAUUUAAAGUUUCUAAACCCAAGACUCCACUUCUAUCUUUGCAUCGUGAUCUCUCUUCAAUUGUUAACAAUGAGAUGUAUGUUGGGUUUUCAUCCUCAACUGCUACUAUUCUCUCAUCGCAUUAUGUCUUGGGUUGGAGCUUUAAGAUGAAUGGUCAAGCAAAAGACCUUACCCUGUCUCAACUUCCAAAGCUUCCUAAACCAAAGAAAAUAUCAAGGCUUUUCACAAUUGGGUUGCCUUUCAUUUUAGUGACUGCGAUUUUGGUAGCAGUUUCAGGUGUUGUUUAUUCUACAAGGAGGAAGAGGAAGUUUGCUGAAGUUAUUGAAGAUUGGGAGCUUGAGUAUGGUCCUCAUAGAUUCAAGUUUAAAGAUCUAUACUUUGUUACAAAAGGAUUCAAAGACGAGGAGCUAUUGGGUGCUGGUGGAUUUGGAAGAGUCUAUAAAGGAACUCUUCCAACUAGUAAACUUGAGGUUGCAGUGAAAAGAGUCUCACAUGAAUCAAGACAAGGGAUGAAAGAAUUCGUGGCAGAAAUCGUGAGUAUUGGUCGUCUCCGUCACCGAAAUUUAGUUCAACUCUUGGGAUAUUGCCGACGUAAAGGUGAGCUACUUCUAGUCUAUGACUACAUGCCUAAUGGAAGUCUAGACAAGUACUUGUACAACCAGCCAAAGCUCACCCUUAAUUGGAGCCAAAGGUUCAAAGUCAUCAAAGGUGUAGCAUCAGGAUUGCUUUAUUUACAUGAAGAAUGGGAGCAAGUUGUGAUUCAUAGGGAUGUUAAGGCUAGCAAUGUUUUGCUUGACAGUGAAUUAAAUGGAAGAUUGGGAGAUUUUGGGCUUGCUAGAUUAUAUGAUCAUGGAACUGAACCAUACACAACACAUGUUGUGGGUACAAUCGGUUAUAUAGCUCCAGAGCAUACUCGGACCGGUAAAGCCACACCCUGCACUGAUGUGUUUGCUUUUGGGGCAUUUCUGCUUGAAAUUGCUUGUGGAAGAAGGCCGAUAUCACAAUCCCCGGUAGAUGAAGUCAUUUUGGUUGAUUGGGUGUAUUCUUGUUGGCGCAAAGGUGAUAUUGUUGAGGCAAAGGAUCCAAAUUUGGGUUCAAAUUAUGAAUUAGAGGAAGUUGAGUUGGUUUUAAAACUUGGGUUGAUAUGCUCUCACUCGGAGCCUGAAGCAAGACCAACUAUGCGCCAUGUUGUUCAGUUUUUAGAAAGGAAUAUGGCUUUGCCAGAAAUAUCAUCAUUUAGUCUCUCCUCUAGUGGCCUAGCAUUUGCCCAUCGUGAAGGCUUCGAUGAAUUUGCCAAGUCCAUGUCAUAUACAUCUUCCUUCUCCAAGGGAUUCUCCCAUUCUUCUUCUGUUGCACCGUCUGUACUUUCCGGUGGCCGAUGAUUGUAAACUUUUCGUAGGGUUUUUAAAAAACUGUGUCAGAAGUAGUUAGUUUGUGCUGGUGAAUUUGGGUUUAGGUUUCAAGAUUAAAUAAAGUUAACUUGUAUUUAUUUAUAAA